AUGGCCUCCGACCCAUUCUUGAACGCGCUCAUUGCCCGCCGCACCAUCUACGCCAUCUCUGACGCCUCCCCUAUCCCAGACUCUCGCAUCAUCGAGAUUGUCGAAAAGACCGUUCAGCACACCCCCAGCACAUUCAACGUGCAAUCUGCGCGCGUAGUCAUUCUCCUCGAGGACGAGCACAAGAAAUUCUGGGAUCUUGCGGAUCAAUUCGUCAAGGGCGCCCUGCCAGACGCUGUUUAUCAGUCGCUGGCACCUAGAAUUGCGGGGUUCCGGGCUGGAUACGGUUCCGUCUUGUUCUUUGAAUCCGAAGACGACUUGACUGCUUUGGCAGCCCAGCACGCAGCUGUUGGCCCUUUCAUCACCGAGUGGUCCGACACUUCAUCCGGAAUGCAUCAAUUGGCCGUCUGGACGGCAUUUACCGCGGAAGGCCUCGGCGCCAGUUUGCAGCAUUAUAACUUCUUGCCCCCAUUCACGGAGAAGGUUAAGGAGGAUCAUAACCUUCCCAAGGACUGGAAACUGAAGGCUCAGCUGGUCUUUGGUACGCCCGUUGGCGGUCCUAUGGAUAAGACUAGCAAGCCUCUUGAGGACCGUAUCAAGGUGUUUGGUCAGUAG
Molecule: messenger RNA, 612 nt
Organism: Talaromyces marneffei
Lineage: Eukaryota; Fungi; Ascomycota; Eurotiomycetes; Eurotiales; Trichocomaceae
Exons: 3
Coding region: 1-612 (203 amino acids)
Biological process (GO): cellular response to oxidative stress
Source: RefSeq, a predicted model, not a curated record